GCUGAAGGAAGAAAAAGGAAAAGUGUGGGUCACAGAGAGAGGAGCGAAGGAGGAGAGGGAGGUAUGCCGAAAGGUAGACUUCUAGAAACUUUAGAAACAAUACUUUUCACGGUGGAAUUUAUGUGUUAGUGGUAGUAGUUGGUAGUAUAUAUGAGGGAAGUACUCGCAUUACUCUGUGUACGAAAGUUGUGUGUUUUUAUUUAGUUGUUAUGCUGUAGUGUGGUCCUUAUUGAUUACAUUGUCAUCGGACAUUACGUUCGCUCCUCCAUGGCAUUGAUAGCGACGGACCACGGCUGUAAAACCAACGGUACGUCAGUCAUUUACGGCCGCGUUGGACAGAGAAGGGAAGUGUUCCAGGGUAAAACGGGAAGCUUCAAGACGGCCAAAAUGCAGCCUAAAGAGACGGAGUACUCCACGGAUGGCCUGCCCAAAGCCUUCCUCCACAGCCUGAGGACGCUCUUUGACAUUUUAGACGACUCUGGACGAGGCUACGUCCACAUCUCGGAGAUCGAGAGCCGUUGGCAGGGCGCAGACACCCAGGGUCUGCCGGGCGGGGUGCUAGGCUGCCUGAGGCGGGUCCCCCCGCCACAUGGCUGCCUCACUUUUGAGCGGUUCGUUGCGGGGCUGCGGUACUCCAUGCUCAACCCGGAGAACACUCACCUAAAGGCUCACGCUGCUCCAAUCCGGAUUGAGAACAAGGUCCGUCCACUUGGUCCGAGUAACGCGUCCAACACCCAGCAGCAGCAGCAGCAGCAUCGUCCAUCCUCACUCCACAGCCGGGCCAGGCCGGAGGAGGGACCCGUGUACCCCACAUGUGGACCAGUCCGGUACAGCGCGGGCUUCGAGAGGUCCGGGCGCAGCUUGGAGCGGAUUCCAGUGGCUCCAGAGGGAGGGUGUUUCAGGACCGACCCGGGUCACCCCACUAAACCCGCACAACCUCAGCCUCAGCAGAGCCAGGUCAGAGCCAUCGAGUCACUGGCAUUGGAGUCACCACAGCUUCGGAGAAGAAGUGUCGCAAAAUCAGGAUUACCCAGGUCUCAGAGUGAAUCAGCAACCGGCCUUACAGGCCUCACCAGGAGACACAGUCGGGCCCGGGAAGACCAGAGGCGGCAUACCAUAUCCAACGGAGUGGAUUAUGAAAUGCUGAAGCAAAUGAAAGAGCUGGAGCAGGAGAAGGACACUCUGCUGGCAGGUCUGGAGGUGGUGGAGCGGGCCAGAGACUGGUACCAGGGCCAAAUCCACAAUGUCACUGAGAGGCAGCGGCAGAUUGGUCCCAGCUCCCACUGCACGGACUUCUUCACUGAGGCCAACCAGAGUCGCAUGAAUGUUCUCAUUCCGAAACUGCAGGAAGUCAACCACUGCCUCAGCGAUCUUAUAUCCAGCACUGGGAUGCCAUUUCCUUCGAGUGGGGCUCAAACCGCCAACCUGUCGGUCAGCUCCCAGCCUGCAGCUCCUCCACAGGCCAUUCAGAGGCUGAAGGAGCAGAAUCGCCUCCUCACUCAGGAGGUGACGGAGAAGAGCGAGCGCAUCGCUCAGCUGGAGCAGGAGAAAUCAGCUUUGAUUAAACAGCUUUUCGAGGCCCGAGCUCACAGCGCUCAGGACUCCAGCACCAUGGACUCCACCUUCAUCUGACAGUGAUGUUCUCAGCGCUGGUCUGGAGAAAACACACAAACUGAUAUUGACUCGUUGUGGCAAACUAUUGGCCACGAGACACCGCAAAAAAAACAAAAACAAAAUAAUCCACCACAGACUGCAACGUGUCACCCCAACACCCCAAACAACAGCAUGCACUACCUACAAGGGAACACUCCCCCGUGACUUUACCUCAGAGUCAGAGAGGCUCUUUGACUCGAUGCCUUCACACUCCCCGUCGUCUUCAUCACUCCUGUCAAAACAAACUGUUUUCCUCACUUUUCUUUUCAGCACCUAAAAUGUCUUCAUCCCAGGUGGAAACAGGGUGAUGGGGGAAAAGUUUUUUUUUUUUUUUGCCCACGUGGUAAAGAAUGGUUAAUGCUCUUGCCUUAUAGUGAGAAAAUCACAGGUUCAAUCCCUGGUGGUUUGUCCUGCUCGCGCGUGUGUGUGUGUGUGUUUUCUCCUGGUACUUGGUUUUCUCCCACAGCACCAAAACACACAGGGUUAGGUUAAUUGUUCACUCCAAAUCGCCCGUAGGUGUGAAUGUGGGUGUGAAUGGUUGUGUGUCAUUAAGGUGUUGUUUACGCGGCUGGAUACGAGUACGACUCGCGGAGCGGUAGCAUCGUUUCGGCCUUUAGUUUAGACGAAUUCUAUCGGGGCAGUGACCUCUGUGACCUUUGAAUAUGGGUCCCAAAAUAACAAAGUUGAAAAACUCUCUGGCUCGAUCAGCCCCGCCUCUCUGCGACCUUUUACCCCAGUCAGCCCUGUUCAACGCCACACAAUAAGAACAAUGGCGGCUGCCAGGCUACAUGUGAGCGUGCUAAUUUGGCUACAUGGUGUGCUACAGCUAAUUAUUACACUUUUGCACUAACAUUCUGAGCAGCAACGGUUAAUGCAGAACACCAUUCUUCUGGUGCUGGCAUGUAAGAGCGGGGGCGACAGCGCCACAUACAGGACUGGCAUAUGUAUUACAGGGGUUGGAGUGGCUGAAUUUUCUUGUGCCAGGUCCGUGUGAACGGGACAAGAUCGCUCUGUAAUCGCAUCUCAGCUGCGUAAACAUAACUAGCAUAAAUAGCUACGUGAUGGACUGGAGAACAGUCCAGCUUCUGCUGACACCGCCCUCUUCUGGUGACUGCGGGUAUUUACUUCAGCUCCUAGUAGUAGCUAAAUGAAAAAUAUAAUUUUUCCUAUUCUCCUCCCUUCAAAUGAAUGUUUUUGACUGUUUCAAUGUGAAAAAACACACAGCAGAGCUGCAGCAGAUCUUACUGUAUGACAGUAGGAUGGAGAGCAGAGUUUUGACGAAGGCAGACAGACGUGGAAGAGAAAAGGGAAGUUUGCAUGUUGAACAGAGAAGAGAAAGAAGAGCAUGUUGGAAAGUGAACUUGUCUCAGACUUUCUGAUGUUGGAAAAAAAACCGAAAUAAAUGGUGCAUUUAGUGGAUGACAGAAAUUAAAUCUGUUGAAAACCUUUAACCUUAGACUAAAAAAACCCGCAUGGAUACACCCACAGGUUUACAUGUAAAUAUUUAGUGAGUGGGUGGUGGUAGACGGAAACCUUAAUGUAGCUUUGUUGUGGGAUUUGUGCACAGAACCUAGUUUUCUACACUCUUGAUGUUUGUGUCUCACGUGUUGACUUCUUUUGCUGCUCAAACUACGACAUGUGAGUGAAACUCUUGCCAGAAAUAUCUAAUGAAAUGUAAAAAAAAAAAAGAAAUACACAUAACUAAGAA
This is a messenger RNA of Cynoglossus semilaevis (tongue sole), 3361 nucleotides long. RefSeq names its product suppressor APC domain containing 2 (gene sapcd2). The transcript has 7 exons. The record is from RefSeq and is a predicted model, not a curated record. NCBI's taxonomy places the organism in Eukaryota, Metazoa, Chordata, Actinopteri, Pleuronectiformes, Cynoglossidae. The coding region runs from base 268 to 1632 and encodes 454 amino acids.